CCUCUUUCCUUAAGAACUAAGAAAAAACACAACACAAACAAAUACGAAUACAAAUUUUAACAACACCAUUUCUUAGUUCAACCUUCCCCUACAAAAUCCAAACCUUUUAUUAAAAAUUAAUAAUCAGAGAGAGAAUCUAGUGAGUGAGAGAGGGAGGGAGAGAGAAACAGAGAGAGACUUGAGCUCAGAUUCUGAAUUAAAUAGGUCCUGAAUCAAAAGCUAGCGCCAGCUUCUUUCACCGACUCAAUCUAUCUCUUCUCUCUCUCUCUGUCUCUGUCAAUAUCAGAUAUGGCAUUUGAUCAAAAUUCAAUACCAAAAGAUCUAAGACCGUUAAAUAUAGCCAGAAGUGUACCUGAAGAGCCCCGCAUUGCGGUCGUAUCAACUGCCAAUCAAGGGUUUUAUCCUAACCCGGUUCGUGAGCCUGGUAGCCCUAGGUCUAUACCUGUUUUUUAUCCGGCACCUGUUGCUGAUGCCGGGUUUGUAGGUUUAGGGUACAGCAAUGCGGUGGCAGCUGCGCCAGGUGUGGCCCCCACCGUUUGGGGUUCACGUAUGCCCAUGGCAGUGCCGGUUGGGCAUGCGGGUGUUAAUCCGGUUGUUGGGUACGCAUAUAAUCCCAAUUUGGGGAGUAGGGUUGUUGGGAAUGCUGUUGAUCAGGCUAGUAGUGAAAUGAGGGCUGGGUUUGGUUAUAGUCAUAAUUUGGGGAGUAGGGUUGUUAGUGGUGGUAGUGGUAGUGAUCAGGUGAAUAACAAUGAUUUAGCUACGGGUUGUGGUGUAAUUCCUAAUUUUGGGAAUAGGGGUAGUGGUAAUGGGAUGGAUCAGGUUAGUGAUGAGGGUGGGGAUGAUUCAGUAUCCGGGAAGAAAGUUAAGUUUUUGUGUAGUUUUGGAGGCAAGAUUUUACCUAGACCAAGUGAUGGUAUGUUGAGAUAUGUUGGAGGGCAAACAAGGAUUAUUAGUGUGAGGAGAGACGUGGACUUUAAUGAGCUAGUGCAAAAGAUGGUGGAUACUUAUGGGCAACCUGUAGUUAUCAAGUACCAGCUUCCUGAUGAGGAUCUUGAUGCAUUGGUGUCAGUUUCGUGCCCUGAUGAUCUAGAUAAUAUGAUGGAUGAGUAUGAAAAGUUGGUUGAAAGGUCUUCAGAUGGGUCAGCUAAAUUAAGGGUGUUUUUGUUUUCGGCUUCGGAGCUCGAUCCUUCUGGGAUGGUGCAACUUGGGGAUAUACCUGACACUGGGCAGCGAUAUGUUGAGGCAGUGAAUGGGAUACCAGAUGUAGGUGCUGGUGGUAUCAUGAGGAAGGAGAGUAUAGCUAGUCAGAGUUCAACACAGAAUUCUGAUUUUAGUGGGACUGAGGCUAUCGAUGGUGUAUGUUAUGGUCAAGUGGAUGGUAGUGGGCCUCCAUCAAGCAGCAUAUUAUCACCAAGAGAGAAUUCUGGCGCUUCUCAUGAAAUAGCUCCAAAAAUUGUGGGUGUGGAUCCUAGUACUGCAUUUUAUGCAGAUGCUUCGCCUGUUUCAUUAGGCAUUCCGAUUGUUAGGUCCAGCCCUCCUCAGACUUUAUCUUCUCAGCCUGAGGUUGAUUCAGAGAGGGCAGCAGCCUUUGCCGUACAGCAGCAACAAAUGGGGGUUGAUCUGCAUCAACCUGGGGGGGAUAUUCCUCCAGCUGGGACAUAUGUGCAGGCUUAUUUGGAUCCUCGCCAAGAGGUUAUAGGCCGUCCUGACUAUAUACAUCUUCCUCCACAGAUGGCAUUCGCAAAUCCUCAACUGUUGGGGCAUGCCGCACCUAUACUUAAUCAACAGCAGCCUUGUGAUAAUGCACCUGGCCUCCCUUCUCAGCAGUUUAUUCCCAUGGGGCACAUGACAAUGGGUCCAACAUCAUCUUAUGUUGGUAUAAGACCAACUAUGAUUCAGCCCUUAAUGCAACCACAACAAACUCGGUUGGAGCGUUAUUCUGAUGAGAGUACAUUGGGGACGAGGCUUGUUCAGCUACCUGUUGAUCAGAACUACAAUGUGUACCAGGGCCAGGUUCCCCCCGCCAUUGUUGGAGGAGCUUAUGGUUGGCCUCAAGUUUCUCCAACAGAGCAUGUUGUCUUCUCUGAUGGAUCAUUGUCUCAUCAACAUGUAAUUAUUCCUCAGAAAAUCCCCAAGUUGGAUGACUGUCAUAUGUGCCAAAAAGCAUUGCCUCAUGCACAUUCAGAUCCUACGGAACGAGACAGUGUGACAAGCCCUGUAACUGAUUCGAAUUCAAUUUAUCAUAGUCUUCGCAUAGAAGAUGCAAUGGGAACUCGACCAGUAAACAGGGUUAUGGUAACUGGAGCCUUGGGCGAAGGUGUUGUUGAACAGGGAACUGUGCCUCAAACAACAGUCUUCAGUCAUAUUGAUCAUCAGGUUGGAGCACCUCAGUCAGAGGCUGUUGGGCUCGCUCAGAAUGUUGAGGCUCUGCGUGAAAAAGAGCAAAUCCUCCAGAGAAUAGACCAUUCCGACCUUCCUAGGAUUGCAGUAACCCAUGGUGGGAUUGGGGUGGCAGGUGAUGUACAACCAUCUUACGGUGUGUUCGCAGGUGCUGCAGCUGUUCCUCUGUCUUGCCAAGAAGAACUUUCAUUGCCACCAAACUACCAGGUCAAACAAGAAGCCUUACUCAACAAACCUGUUAACAGUGAUGCCCCUCUUGUGGGCCUCGUACAUGUAAAAUCUUCAGAACACCUGACUCAUGAAUCUCCAAAAGAAUAUUCCAGCAAACUUCCUGUUGUCUCUAAAGAAGAUACCAUAAACCCUUGCACAUCAUAUGAACAUAUGAGGCUGAUUGAUGGGAUGAUGGAAUCUCUCUGGGUAUGCCCCACUGAUAAUAUAAAGAAUGAACAGAAUAAUUUACCUGUUGAUAAAAUUAGAAAGGAUGAUAUCUUGGAGUGCAGACCUCAGCAAAGAGUGGGAAGGGAGCAGCUUGUAGAUAACACCUUUAGCCAACCCCCAUUAGUUCUUGACACAAAUCAGAAUAAAACGACUGAAGUGCUGCCUUCUUCCAGUGCAGAAGUUCCAUACAUGAAUAAUCCUCAACCCAUGGAAUCCUAUGAGGUAGCACAACCUCCCAUUACCGGUAAUCCUGGAUUAUAUCAACAGUCAAACGGUGGAACUCAUCACGUGGAUUCUGGUGAAGUUCGAUAUGGCAACCCUGCAUUCUCUGCUGCUGAACCAGUUCAUUUGGUUGGUAGAAUUCCAACUGCUGCUGAUUAUGAAGCCAUCCCUGGAAAUGUUAAUACAUCAUCUCUAUCACCAUCAAGCAGGGUUUGGGAUUUUCAGGAUUCCUCAAACUCACUGUUUAGCAAUCAGGAUCCUUGGAAUUUACAACAAGAUACUCAUGUUCUUCCUCCUAGACCUAACAAGAUCGCAACAAAAAGGGAAGCCUUUCUUCCUGUGGAUCCUUUCAGUGAGAACCGUUUGGGCAAGAGUGCUGAAUUAAUUACAGAUGCCCAAUUUGAGGAUGCAGUUCAGCAGCCUCUGAAUGAUGCAACCAAGGAUUUCAAUUCAGAGCAUACAAUCUCAAAAAAAGGAUCAUCUGAGGAACUCAUCAAGCAAGAGCUUCAGGCUGUUGCUGAGGGUGUAGCUGCUUCUGUUUUUCAGUCAGCUACAAAUUCUAAUCCUGAUUCAGUGGUACAUGAGAAAGAUGAGUCUGCUUACGAAAGCAAUCAAGAGAGAGGAGUUCAGGAUAGUGAUAUAGAAAUGAAGCACAAAGCCAAACUUGAGGGUAUGAAGAAUAAAGUGCCAGAGAAGUUGAAUUUUGGUUUUCCUGCUUCUGAUGUUGGUCGCUUGCAGAUUAUAAAGAAUAGUGACCUUGAGGAGCUGCGGGAACUGGGUUCUGGAACCUUUGGCACGGUUUACCAUGGGAAGUGGAGAGGUACUGAUGUCGCAAUUAAACGAAUCAAUGACAGAUGUUUUGCUGGAAAACCUUCAGAACAAGAGCGCAUGAUUGAUGACUUCUGGAAUGAGGCCAGUAAGCUCGCUGAUUUGCACCAUCCAAAUGUGGUGGCUUUCUAUGGUGUUGUGCUUGACGGCCCUGGACGCUCUGUAGCAACAGUAACAGAGUAUAUGGUUAAUGGUUCUCUAAGAAAUGCUUUGCAAAAGAAUGAGAGGAAUCUUGAUAAGCGUAAGCGUCUCUUGAUUGCCAUGGAUGUGGCCUUUGGAAUGGAGUACUUGCAUGGAAAGAAUAUAGUACACUUUGAUUUAAAAAGUGACAAUUUACUGGUUAAUCUUAGAGAUCCUCACCGCCCAAUAUGCAAGGUCGGCGAUUUGGGUCUAUCUAAGGUGAAAUGUCAGACUCUGAUCUCAGGGGGUGUUCGGGGAACACUUCCAUGGAUGGCGCCAGAGCUUCUGAAUGGUAGCAGCAGCCUGGUCUCUGAAAAGGUUGAUGUGUUUUCAUUUGGCAUUGUGCUGUGGGAACUUCUCACCGGUGAAGAACCAUAUGCAGACUUGCACUAUGGGGCAAUUAUUGGUGGUAUUGUGAGCAAUACAUUGCGGCCACCAGUGCCGGAAUCUUGUGACCCAGAAUGGAGAUCUCUGAUGGAGAGAUGCUGGUCAUCUGAGCCAGCAGAGAGACCAAACUUCACUGAGAUUGCAAAUGAAUUGCGGUCAAUGGCAGCCAAGAUUCCUCUCAAGGGACAAAACCCCCACAGCAAGCCUCCUAGGCACAACCCCAAGUUGAAAAAUAGUUCAUGCUAGUUGCUGGCUUGCCAGUGGCUUUCCUACUUUUCUUUACCAGUUUGUUGAAUUCUUUAAAUCUUUGGCCAUACGAAGGCAUGCUAUGUCUUCACCUUGAAAUGUAACACAGAAAUGGUUUUCUUUUUCACACUUUUUCCUGAUACAAAUUAUAGGUCUUAUACUUUGUGAAGUUACGUUUCCCUCUGUUUCAAAUGAAAGAAAAUGUCUCAAGAUGCAAAUUA
Pistacia vera is the source of this 4922-nucleotide messenger RNA. RefSeq lists its product as uncharacterized. NCBI's taxonomy places the organism in Eukaryota, Viridiplantae, Streptophyta, Magnoliopsida, Sapindales, Anacardiaceae. The transcript is spliced from 10 exons. Gene Ontology annotation, cellular component: cytoplasm. Gene Ontology annotation, biological process: signal transduction; protein phosphorylation. Bases 289 to 4701 code for a protein of 1470 amino acids. The record is from RefSeq and is a predicted model, not a curated record. Gene Ontology annotation, molecular function: protein binding; protein kinase activity; ATP binding.